This is a messenger RNA of Pangasianodon hypophthalmus (striped catfish), 4448 nucleotides long. RefSeq names its product F-box protein 34 (gene fbxo34). Bases 604 to 2811 code for a protein of 735 amino acids. The transcript is spliced from 4 exons. The record is from RefSeq and is a predicted model, not a curated record. NCBI's taxonomy places the organism in Eukaryota, Metazoa, Chordata, Actinopteri, Siluriformes, Pangasiidae. Gene Ontology annotation, molecular function: protein binding.
CCCUGUGUUCUGCUCCGCGGGUUUGUACGUGCGCGUGCCCGGGAGCGUGUACGUCACGUCGGCGCGCACCUAUAUCUGGCUCAGGCAGCUCGUCUGUCUCUAUGCUGGACUGAUUUUGGGACGCGGAGGCGCAGGAACUCACACUAAAUUUACGGCUUAAAAGUGGAUAGCACGAUUACAUGAAUCCGCCUGGAUGGUGAAGACAAAGAAGCGCGGUGUGGAAUUUUUCCAACAAGUGAAUUAUAACGUCUUAUUUCCGACUUUUUUGCCCAGAAGCUGUUACAAAGCCAGUGUGGCGUUCUCUAAGGAGAUGUGAAAUUCAGAGCCUGGACUGCUGUAAAACAAACUAUCAUUCAAGAGUUUUGUGAUUUUCAUUGGGAAAGGGCUCCCCUUGGCUCAAGGAACACCGAAGUUGCUAACUUUAUCAGGAAUAUGAUUGAUUUAUUGAUCUAAUACUGGGAAAGUGAGCAACAAGAAAACCAGACUUCAGGUUGUUUACUUGAAAUAUAAUGUGGCCUAGCGGUGAUGACGGAAUGAAAGCAGUGUGGCUGAAGGGCUGAGACUGGGAGAGAGACACCACUCUGCACUGGAGGGAGGAGCCUAAUGCCUCAGAAAUGUGAAACUAUCAGCUACUGUAGUCCCACCCCUUACAGGGAACCAAGGAAACAAACCUCCCAUCCACAGAAAAUCUGGAGGUUUUCAGCCAUGCACCUCAAGCCAUACCCUAAGCCACAGGAUAAAGAACAUCAUCAGGACAGGGGACAGGAUGGCACAGGAAAUCUUGUGGGUCAACGGGGAGUACUUAGAACUGAGUGGGGUGUUCGCCAAGCAUGCAGUCUCAUGGGUUCGCCUGGCAACGGCACAGUCAACCGGUACCCCCUCAGUGUCAUCUCCACCAAUACUCUCCGUUGUACCACCAACAAUAACAGUACCCCACCCACAAGAGGAAGUGGGGGUUUCUCAAACUCAUGGAGCCAUAAGAGCAAGAUAUCCUCCUCUGUCACUACAUUCACUAGUUCAUUAGUGCUACUCUCCUCCUCGACUGACAUGGAGAAUGAAGGCUCACUAGGAAUAUACCAAGGUGAGGAUGGAGAGGGAUCAUUAGACAUAUGGGCAGUCAUUAAACCUGGGAACACCAAAGAAAAGAUUGCAAUAUUUACUUCCCAGAAAUGUAGUCAUGUUGCAGCAGGUAGCAAUGACAAAGUUUUUGAGAAAGAGGGGAUUACAACAGAUUUGCGGACAGUAUCAAUGAAAAGCAAAGGUUGCUGGGAUGGUGACUGGUCUAUGGCAAAGCGAAGAAAGCGGUCUGGAAAUCUAGAAAAGUCAAGAUGCAUUACUCCUCCAGGGCAAAAGUCUGAAUUCUGCACAACACUUUUGAACUCCAGCAAAAACUCAAAUGCUUCCUCUGGUAUAGCUGGGGAGAUUGUGAAGACAGAUGGAGAAGAGAGUGGAAAAACGAUUUCUGUGGUUGAAAUGGUGGCCUACUUGGAACAGAGGGCUAGCAAUCAACGUGUAGACCCGAAACGUCCAUCAUUGCGAAGCUCCAGCACAAUUACUCUGUCCAAAGGUCUAUCACUGCUUCCUCCAGCUGAACAGGUAUCUAAAGGUCCACAGCUGUCAGAGGUCCAUGAGGAAGAGGAAUCAGUGCGAGUGCUGGACAUGGUUGCCAAGCUGGAAUCUCAGUGCCUCAGUAGACAAAGUGUGAGAGAAGGAGGAGACCUCUCUCGCAACAACAGUCUGCGGAGGAGAGUGGGACGUGUUUUGCUGGCAGGAUCUGAACCAUACUCUGCAGUCUUGCCUAGCCAGGAGGCGUUGCCUAGCCUUCCUCAGGACGAGAGAGCUGACAGUCACUCAGAGCAAGUUGCUAGUGAUGUAGAUAAACCUAGAGCCCCACCAGAAGCCUGUGUGCCUGUGCACUCGGAGCAUUUUGCACUCAGAGUAAGGAACAUGACCGAACAGGAGACAUGUGUUAAAGUAGACACAAUAAACAGCCUGUGCAUUCUGGCUAAUCAGGCCAGCUCAGAGACCCAUGAGUGCAUUGAGGAGCCUCUUCCAGGCAUGCUGUUCUUUGCUCAGUCUCCCCCUCAGGCUCCUUUGGAGCAGCGAUGUUACUCUAAUUCUAAGAAUAGCUCCAUAUCAAACAAUACAGAGGAUUCUUCUAAUGACCAAAAGAAUGAACAGAGUGGGGCACCACCACACAAACAGGCACUGGAACCUCCUUCUGCUGAUGUGUCUUUUAGAGAGGAGAAUAUGAAUAAAUUGGAGGACAGUAAUGAUUUGGAGGAAAUGGAAGAAGAGUUUGGUGUAAAUAAUCGGGGUCCUGUGCCUUUGCGUCGCCUAGUGUCUCAUGAAUUCCUGGAGACCCGCUUUAAGAUUCAGCUCCUCCUGGAGCCCCAACAGUAUAUGGCGUUUCUGCCCCACCACAUCAUUGUCAAGAUCUUUAGUUUGCUGCCUACUGAAAGCCUGGCUGCCCUCAAGUGCACCUGUCAUUACUUUAAAUUCAUAAUUGAGAGUUAUGGUGUGCGCCCAGCUGACUCCCGCUGGGUCAGUGAUCCACGCUAUAAAGACGAUCCCUGCAAGCAGUGUAAGAAGCGCUAUGGCCAUGGUGACGUGUCACUUUGUCGUUGGCACCAUAAGCCCUACUGCCAGGCAUUGCCCUAUGGCCCAGGCUACUGGAUGUGCUGCAGGGGGGCCCAUAAGGACACACCUGGUUGCAAUGUGGGACUCCAUGACAACCGGUGGGUCCCUGCCUUUCAUAGUAUCAAUAUGCCAAUUUAUAAAAAAAGCAGGGACAGUGAAGAUGAUGUGUAGUGUGCUGGAAUGAGAUGGUGUAUGAGUUCUUUUUUUUUUUUUUUGUUUGUUUGUUUUUUUGUUUUUUGCAAGAAAUGUGUCCACAUAGCUGUAACUAGUGUGGGUGAAUACUGGUUCUUGUGCCUCUGCUGCCAUAUGAGCAUGUGAUUUUUGGUUCAUUUUUUUAUGUUGAAUUAGCUUGCAUCCACACUGCUGAAACUAACCAGAUGGAUGGCUGUAUUUUCGCCUCUGAUUCUCCCCCUGCCUACCAACCACCAACACGUCUUUAGAGCCUACUCAGGUCCUUAAAGUUGAUCUGCACUUUAACCUUUAAUUGCUGAAUUCUUGUAAAUUGUCCAGGGUACUUUCAGUUGUUUUUACUUUCAACAAGCAUUAAUUUGUGUCGCACUAACUUAUUUCCCAGAGAACACUUCAAAAACAUUUCCCAUUCACUCUCAUUUAAUAUAUUAGACACAAAAAGCCUAACUUUGUUUUAGCAUACAUUUCAUUACAAUUAAUCCAUUGUUCUUUUAAUAACGGACAAGUUUGCUUAAAGAGCUCAAUAUAGAUUAAUAUCUGCCCCUUUGCCCAUCAUAUAAUUGUAAUAGCUAUAAAUGUUCUGGGAUCAUGUACUAGUUAGCAUUGUUUCUGGCUGGUCUGAAAGGUGAUCCCAGUUGUUUACACUGUACAUAGCAGAGACUUAUAUAAUAAUAGGGUGAAGAGUUUCUAUAACUUGGAAUGGGUCUUUGGGUGGAACACCUUUUCAUGUCUGUCUGUAUUCCACAUUGCUUUCUCUAGAUUUACAGUGUUUUGUUAAACUGUAAAGUAGCAGUGUGCAUACAUUCAGCUUAUGUAUUGGCACCUCCCUGGUAUGAAGCAGUGUUUCUCACAGGGAAACCUUGGAAUGUAGAGAGGCUGGCCAAAUGCAUUAUCUUUCCCACAACAACAUAUAUGGCCUCUGAGUUGGGGGGGGGAAAAAGUAUCCAUUGCAAUGUAAAGAGAAUUGUCUCCAAAGUGCGUUUCAGAGUUUUAAAGAGCAUCAUUAUAAUACCUGUGCUGUUUCUGCCUUAUAAGGCAUUUUACUUCAAUAAAGUGUAUUCCUGGAAGAUUUGUAAGCUGCAUUGUUUUGCUGUCAUACCCUUAAAACACAUAUGAGUUGCAAACAUGUAAUGUGAAUAUUAUGUAAGCUUAGAAUAAAAUUGGGAGAAACAAAUAACAUGAUUUCUACUAUUUUGAGAUUAUUUUGAGAUGGUAAGAUUAUUUUGUGUUCAGGACUGAAAUAUCAGUGUAAAUUUGGUGGUCACAGCUAUAUUUUGAGAGUGAUUUAUUUUCUAUAGUUAAAGACUGAUCUGGAGUGUUUAUGGAUGAAUCACAGUUAAGCAAUGUGAAACUGUUUUUACACUCAUCUCCUGGAUCUGUCCUCUCAAGAUAGGAUUUGACUAAUCCUGCUUUGAGCUAUAUGGAAAUAAUAUGUAAAUACUUAAUGUGUGGGCAGAGAAAUAUAUUGCCAAUAUCCAAGUACUGACACAUAUUGACCCCACCACAGCCCUUGUAUCUUCUUGGUAUUUCUUUUUCCCCAUAAAUGAUGGCCAUGAAGUGCACAGUAAACUGAGUGGAUGAAUAUGUAAAUUCACUGGGCAAUAAAGUGCAUGAAAAUA